AUUACAUAUUUACACUUGUGGCCCACUGAAUGAAGAAUAUAAGGACUAAAUGGACCCGAGUGUGAGUGCCCCUCCUUAGUUCGCAUUUUAGGCAUUGAAAACUAAUUGAAGGAGUUGCAGUCCAGCGUUGAUCAGAAUCAGAGCAUGGACGGGCAUGAUUCAGAAGACCCAAAGCAAAGCACUGCUGAUAUGACAGCUUUUGUGCAAAAUCUUCUUCAGCAGAUGCAACUUAGGUUCCAGACAAUGUCUGACUCCAUCAUUUCUAAGAUUGAUGAGAUGGGAGACCGUAUAAAUGAGUUGGAGCAAAGCAUCAAUGAUUUAAGAUCAGAGAUGGGAGUGGAGAGCACUCCAUCACCUGUGGCCCCUGCUAAGCCAAAGGAAGAAGAGUCAAACAAAGAAGAGGGUUCUGCUUGAGUAAUGUUACGUGUUCAACUGCCUUGUCUUUUAUUUUUGGGUCUCGUGUGAUUCAUUCAGGAUUUUGUUACUGUAUAUCUAGUGAACUCUCUUUGCUAGCUAAAACAUACUGUUCAAACUAUGUAAAAAUCACAGCACUGUUGGUUUAUUGUGUUUUUCCAAUUGAAGAUGGGCUAGAUUGGGUGCUAUAUAUUUGUGGAUAGUUCCUAUAUUUUAAAUUGUGAUUACUUUAUUUCC
Molecule: messenger RNA, 651 nt
Organism: Glycine soja
Lineage: Eukaryota; Viridiplantae; Streptophyta; Magnoliopsida; Fabales; Fabaceae
Product: heat shock factor-binding protein-like
Exons: 5
Coding region: 145-414 (89 amino acids)
Biological process (GO): cellular heat acclimation
Cellular component (GO): nucleus; cytosol
Molecular function (GO): transcription corepressor activity
Source: RefSeq, a predicted model, not a curated record